AGUUAAAAAUGUACAUGACUUUUAAUGAUAUUGAUCAAAGGAAAGGGAGGUAAGCAAAUGUCAUAAUAUCAGCGUAAGUUCAAGGACGUAGUUUUUUUUUUGACCAUUAAUCAGUGAUGGCAACAAAUCACGGAAUAGCUGAAAUAAACCUUGGCAAUAAUUUUGAAGAUGAAGCUUUACAAACGUUCCUGCAUGAUGUAGAAAAAAUGAUUGUUGAAGAAUCAUUGGUGAAAGGUACAUCCAGGGAAACACGUGUUACAAAUUUCAGACAACCAGAAGAAUUGAAGGAGAUCUUGAAGCUGUCCAUUGAAAGAUCUCCAUGUAGUUAUCAAGAACUACUAGAAAUAUGCAAAAAAGUAAUUACUUAUUCAGUCAAAACAGGUAACCCUAGGUUCUUUAACCAGUUGUAUAGUGGUAUGAACGUAUUUGGUCUUGCUGGCUCAUGGGUCACUGAAUCUUUGAACACCAAUAUACAUACAUACGAAACGUCCCCUGUGUUUGUAUUGAUUGACAACUUUAUCAUUGAGAAGAUGUGUAAUAAAGUCGGAUUUGAGGCCGGCGAUGGUCUCUUCUGUCCAGGCGGUGCUUUCUCGAACAUCAUGGCAUUAAAUAUAUCAAGGUACAAAUGUUACCCUGAGGUGACGUCAGAGGGUGUAUAUGGAGCUAAACGUAUGAAAAUAUAUGUUUCUGCCGAGGGUCAUUAUUCCAUUACUAAAGGUGCUAUGUUUCUCGGCAUUGGGUCAAAGAGUGUAGUGAAAGUAAAAACAGACGACAGGGGGGUAAUGAUCGCAGACGACCUGGAACGCCAGAUUGUACGAGAUAAGGAAAACGGUGAGCAGCCUAUAUGUGUCGUGGCAACUUCUGGAACAACUGUGCUCGGAUCAUUUGAUCCACUGGACGCUCUUGCAGACAUUUGCGACAAACACGGCGUCUGGCUACAUUGUGAUGCAUGUUGGGGCGGAAGUGCACUCUUGUCAGAAAAACAUAAGCAUCUAUUAGAUGGAAUACACAGGACUUCGUCUGUAAGUUGGAACAUGCACAAGCUUACAGCAACGCCGAUGCAAUGCUCAUUAUUUCUUAUAAAAGAAAAGGGUUUGUUAGAAGAAUGUAACAGAUUUAAUGUUGAAUAUCUUUUUCAACCAGACAAAUGUUACGACACGUCAUACGAUAUAGGUCAUAAAACUGUGCAGUGUGGACGUAAGGCUGAUUCCCUGAAAUUAUGGUUGAUGUGGAAAGGUCUUGGAGACGCCGGAAUGUCUGCUAUUGUGGACAAAGCAUUUGAAAAUGCAAGAUAUUUUACAAGCAAAAUCAGAGACAGGGAAGGAUUUCGACUUGUUCUUCCCGAGUUUCAGUUGACGAGUGUAUGUUUUUGGUUCAUCCCGAAAUCUUUGAGAGGCCGCGAAGAGACAACCGAGUGGUGGGAUGCGGUGUCCAAGGUUGGUCCAAAGAUUAAAGAGAAAAUGCUAUAUGAGGGAACUAUUUGAUAAUUGAUAAACUCCUAUCCUGUUUCAGGUUGGUCCAAAGAUUAAAGAGAAAAUGCUAUAUGAGGGAACUAUUUGAUAAUUGAUAAACUCCUAUCCUGUUUCAGGUUGGUCCAAAGAUUAAAGAGAAAAUGCUAUAUGAGGGAACUAUUUGAUAAUUAAUAAACUCCUAUCCUGUUUCAGGUUGGUCCAAAGAUUAAAGAGAAAAUGCUAUAUGAGGGAACUAUU
Messenger RNA from Ruditapes philippinarum (Manila clam), 1709 nucleotides. Its product is annotated as cysteine sulfinic acid decarboxylase-like. Gene Ontology annotation, biological process: carboxylic acid metabolic process. Bases 117 to 1484 code for a protein of 455 amino acids. The transcript is spliced from 15 exons. The record is from RefSeq and is a predicted model, not a curated record. Gene Ontology annotation, molecular function: pyridoxal phosphate binding; carboxy-lyase activity. Lineage: Eukaryota; Metazoa; Mollusca; Bivalvia; Venerida; Veneridae. Gene Ontology annotation, cellular component: cytoplasm.